AUAAAUGCAGGCUUGGUGAGCAGAAGAGAUUGCUAUAUACAGAGAGAGGAAUAUAUUUAUAAGAGAAUAUAUCUAAAUUUCACUGUCAAUUAAAACAAAGCUCAGUGACACAACGGGCCACUAAAUGAACACCAGUUGAGGCUCCCUUACUGCACUGCAGAGAAUCACAUCCAAAAAUUCGGGGAAGGUCACGUUUGGCGAGGCAGGAUGUGUUUGUACUGCGCAAAACCUCAAGUCUGGAUUUAAGCCUGACGUCAGGGGUGGCCAAUAGCGCUUCUGAGGACAGUAAUACAGCACUGAUCAUUGAGCAGCAAAUCUUACUAGCUGAAAUGGCUUUCUGUUGAAACAUAAUGCAGACUUCCAACAGGGGGCGCCUGGCGGUUCAGAGAGCUUAAUACUCCAUUGAGCUUCAUUCAAAUCUAAGUACGUUUUUAUUGUUUUACUGGAGAUCUUUGUAUACCUAAACUAUAGUAUUUUAACCGUAUUGAGUAGAAAGAUUGGUACAUGAUAUAUAAAUGCAAAUCCGUGAAAGCAAUCGAUUUUUAAAAAUCAUUAUCGUCGACCCGCAAACGACUGUGAUUGGUCUAUCCUCAUCAGCGCAGAGAAAAGUAACAGUUGACACAUGCGUGUGCUACUUUAGCAGGCGUGUUUACCAUAGUAAUGUUGACAGAAAAGUAAAGAAAUAGUAAUUGGAAGUGAUAUAAUAUUAAUAAACAUAAAAGGAAACUUGUUAUAACCGUUAUUUUUAGAAAAUGUCAUGUUUUUUAAAUAUGCAUCUAAUUACAUAUUAAUUAGAAGCAACAUCCGGGCCUCUAAGCCACGCCCAUUUACAGAAUGCGCUUAAUACCCACUGCCGUUCUAUUUUCUUAUUCUGUUUCUACAUCACUGAUACGCAUCUGCAUCCCAUCGCUCAAGCGCUCGGAGAACAGAGGAUACAGGGAUGGUGAUGAUAAACAUGCCGAGAAACUGUGUCAUAUAGACAGCACCUCACUCCGCUUCGCAACUUAGCCAAGGAUGCCGACCACGGAGGCAGAGACAGCCUUAUAAUAGGGCUACAGUCUGCAGGACGCAAAAAGCAGCUUGUGUCUGCAGACAAAACAACGAGGGAGUCUGUGCGGAGCUUACAGGGCAUUAAGAGCACCAACUAAUCCUGUGCAUAGCCAAAAAUAUAAAAGCGAAGAGCAAAAAACGGGUCUUUGCGUGAAGAAGGAGAUGUUCGGGCAAAAGGAGACGCAGCAGCAGUAGGUUUGCAAUCGUUUAGUGUUAUUUCAAUUCAUAGCUAGUGGAAAUGGGAGCUUUGACAAGCCGACAGAAUGCAGGAGUGGAGGAGGUCGAUAUACCAUCCAAUUCUGUUUACAGAUACCCACCUAAAUCCGGAAGUUAUUUUGCUAGCCAUUUUAUUAUGGGAGGAGAAAAGUUUGACUCAACUCAUCCUGAAGGCUACCUCUUUGGUGAAAAUACUGACCUCAACUUCCUAGGCAACAGACCAGUUGUGUUCCCGUACAAUGCUCCCCCUCCACAUGAGCCAGUCAAGACUCUCCGCAGUCUCAUCAACAUCCGUAAAGACACUCUGCGACUUGUCAGAUGUAGUGAAGACAUGAAGCUGCCUGGACAGGAAGUUGGGAAAAGCCACAGCUGCUAUAAUAUUGAGUUUACCUUUGAUGCCGACACACAAGUUGCCAUCACUAUAUACUACCAAGCCAUUGAAGAGUUUCACAAUGGUGUGCCAAUAUACUUGCCGCAGGACAGCUCUCUGCAGUCAGAGACGGUGCAUUUCAAACGUGGCGUCUGCCAACAGUUCUGUCUGCCCUCUCAUUACGUCAACUUAUCAGAGUGGGCAGAUGAGGAGCUUUUGUUUGACAUGGAUAAAGACAUCUACCCCAUGGUUGUACAAGCAGUAGUGGACGAGGGAGAUGAGCAUUUAGGACACUCCCAUGUUCUUCUUGCAACCUUUGAGAAGCAUAUGGAUGGAAGUUACUGUGUAAAACCUUUGAAACAGAAACAAGUGGUGGAUGGUGUCAGUUACCUGUUGCAAGAGAUCUACGGUAUAGAGAACAAAUACAACAGUCAAGAAUCAAAGGUGGCUGAAGAUGAGAUUAGCGACAACAGCGCUGAAUGUGUGGUGUGUUUGUCGGACGUGCGGGACACACUUAUCCUGCCCUGCAGACACCUGUGCCUGUGCAACGCCUGCGCAGACACACUGCGCUACCAGGCCAACUGUUGCCCCAUCUGUCGACUGCCGUUUCGUGCCCUCCUUCAAAUUCGAGCGAUGAGGAAAAAACUGAGCCCACUCACACCUACUGGAUUCAACCCUGUCAUCACCUCACAGACGUCAGAUUCAGAGGAGCACUCGGCAUCAGAGCACAUCCCACCAGGCUAUGAAGCUGUGUCCCUGUUGGAGGCCUUGAACGGGCCCCUGAACCCGUCGCCAUCUGCUCCGCCACUUCAGGGCCUCACCAGGGGCCAUGUUUCUGGAUCUACGCCCACAUAUGGCAGUGAUAGCCACCACACGCCCGCGCGCUCGCUCUCUCCGCUAGAACACUCUGUCAACUCCAGCCAGAAUGUGAAACACAAGAAGACUGGCUCCAAAUCCCUCUCCCAGAAUUCUUCAGUGCUGCCUGAGGAGGAGGACGAGAAGUCAUGCAGUGAGUCUGAAGUGCAAACGUGUAGGAGAAAACUGCAUGUCGAACAGCAAGAGUCUGGAGUGACCCCUGAAAGUGACAACAUCACCCUGUCAUCCUCAGGGGCCAUAGAUCAGUCCUCCUGCAAUGGGACCCCUCUCUCAUCCACAAUCACCUCCCCAGAGGACCCGGUAAGCAGCAGCUUGGCCCAGUCUGUGAUGUCAAUGGCGUCCUCUCAUAGCCAGCACUCUCAGAUUAGCACCGACACACUCUCUUCAAUGUCCGGAUCCUACAUGGCUGGUGCCGAGGGAGAGGAGGCCGCAGAGACCCCAGCAGAGAGCCGAGCACCUUCCCAACAUGAGGGUGAGGAAAUCCCCAACGAGGCAAAAGGGCACAACUUUGUGGCUGCCAUUCUUGAAGAACAGGAUUCGGAGGGAAAUGACGUGACUGAGGAAGAUUGUGCAUCUCCCACCAAAGAACAUGGUGGGCGCAGGAGGAGCGAGGUGCCUUGUCCAGAGUUUGACAAUAACAAUCAGGGGCAGUCUGACACCCACUGUAUGACAGGCCUGGACAAUGAGCAGCCUCCUGACGGCCGAUUCGCUGGUCUGUUAUACCUCGACGUCUAUCGUCACGGACGGGAUCCUCACCAUGCGUCCACCAGCAACAUUAACCUUGAGGAGCAAGGGGUCACCAAUGAGGCGUCAAACCCCAAGAAUAAAUCUCAUCGUGGACCCCUAGUUGUGUGAAAUCCUCAAUCCUCCCAGUCACAGACCAAUCCUCCAAUCCUGAGAGGGAUAUCUGCCUCUUUCUUCAUGCCACCUCCACCCAAACUCGUGCCCACACCAAUUACUCAUGGAUCAAAUCCUAAAUGCAAACCAGGGAGAAUUGACUGUGUGGUAUCUCUUCUCCAUUGUGAUAGAUGUCAUGUUUUUAGCGCUCUUUUGGUGUUGAUACUUGUGUAAAGCACCACGUUUACACCAACGCUUCACCCCCUCAUGUGUACAAAUGAAGAGAUGACUCAAGCAGGCUCUCCUGAUAAAAGACUGGAAAAUGAGGACAUGAUGAAGACUCCAACCUCUGAUCCAAGCUUAGUUUCUGUUUUUCAGUCAAAUUUCGUGUCAAGGCUGUGCGACUAUGCUUUUUAAAAAUAAUAAUCAAAUCCUGCUGAUCUGAAUCAACAUCCUUUGGGAUUUUCCUCAGUAAUGUCACUGAACAUUUGAAUAUUUCAACUUGUACUAUUGAAAAUCUGCCCAAGAUAGAUGUAAAAGAGCAUCAUAACAAUCAGUCAUGAAAUUAACUUUAGAGCAAUAACACAUUUGCUCACGUUUCUGCCCUUGUCAGUUUGCUGCAGCUCACUUUGAGCUCUACGUACAGCCCUGCAUGUUACAAAGACACAAAGCUACUGAGCUGCCUAACUUGCGUUACACAUCUGGCCACGGAGACGCUACUGAACUGCUUACUACCAAGCAUUUCGAACACUUUGUAUAGGAAAUGGAAAUGUUGGGGAAAACUUGGCCGUGACGUCCACAUCCGUGGUCGUAACUCAGAAUGCUACUGGUAUGUUAAAUGUCAUAAAGCUACUGUCAAGCUUUUUGUGUGCUGUUUAAAAAAAACUAAUGUGUUCAUGUUCACAUCUGAAGUACAGUCUAGCAUAAGCUACAGUUAGUCAGUUUAUAUCCAAGACUUGAAGCAAAGCUGAAGUAGCUCUACAGAGUUGUGUUGUUGGAGCACUAUGCCAGGUACAUUGGUAUACGAGUGAUUUUUGUAAUGUAUUCCUUUUGAAAAGUGUUGCACUUUCCUAUAGGGUUCUUUAAAUGAAAGUGUUUACUGAGCUCCAACAGUCAUUAUUGCAGUGAAAAUGAAGGUGAGACUUUAAAAAGUGUGCCACUAACUUGAAAAACAAUCAACAACUUUUAGUUUCUCGACAGUUCUGCCAAACCAAAUUCAUAGUGUUUAAACUUGCACUUUGUUUUUAACAGUGGUACGUUAGUGGUUGUUUUACUUAACAGAAAUCUUCUACUGACCUAUGGGUUCUCUUAGGUCACCAAAAAGAAAAUUCCCAAAAUAACAUUGGACCCCGCUGACUUUGAUUGUGUUCCACAGAAGAAACCUUACAGGUUUGAGACGACAUUUAAAGGAUUUGUUCACUCCAUAAAUUAAAAUUUCCUGAUAAUUUACUCACCCGUAUAUCAUUUGAGAUGUUUGUGUCCUUCUUCAGUCGAAAAGAAAUUACGUUUUUGAGGAAAACAUUCCAGGAUUUUUCUCCAUAUAGUGGACUUCAAUGGAGAUCAGCAGGUUGAUCAAGGUCCAAAUUGCAGUUUCAAUGCAGCUUCAAACGGCUCCCAACUGAGGAGUAAGGGUCUUGUCUAGCAAAACGAUGGGUCAUUUUUCUAAAAAAAUUAAAAAUUGAUAUACUUUUUAACCACAAAUGCUCAUCUUGCACUAGCUCUGCAUCCACAACAUGUAGGUGGAAGCACCAAGCCAGUGUUUACAAAGAGAAUGUGCAAAGAAUGUGUCAAACGCCCUUUACAAAAAAGGUAAAACAAUGAUGUUGGACGAUUUUGAAGUUGGAGGAGAAAAUGAAAUUUUGAGUUUUUCACCCCACCCUACAUUUCUGAAUCAAAACGCACAGACGAAGAUCUAACCACACGUGACUUUUCCAACUGAUUACACAGUGUGUUUAAGGAGAAGUCUACUUCCAGAACAAAAAUUUACAGAUAAUGUACUCACCCCCUUGUCAUCCAAGAUGUUCAUGUCUUUCUUUCCUCAGUUGUAAAGAAAUUAUGUUUUUGGAUGAAAACAUUUCAGCAUUUUUCUCCAUAUAAUGGACUGAUAUGGUGUCCUGAGUUUGAACUUCCAAAAUGCAGUUUAAAUACGGUUUCAAACGAUCCCAAAUGCGGUUGUAAACGAUCCCAGCCGAGAAAGAAGGGUCUUAUUUAUCGAAACAAUCUGUUAUUUUCAUUAAAAAAAAUACAAUAUAUUGUAUGACAAGGGGGUGAGUACAUUAUCUGUAAAUAUUUGUUCUGGAAGUGGACUUCUCGUUUAAGAGAGUAUAAAUUUCUACUUUUUUUUUCACUAUAUGGAGAAAAAUCCCCAGAAUUUCGACUGAAGAAAGAAAGACGUGAACAUCAUGGAUGACAUGGAGGUGAGUGAACUAAUCCUUUAAGGUGGGUAAAUGAAAAAUUUUUUUUUUUUUUUUUUGGUGUACUAUCCUUUUACGAUCAUUUCCACAAUUCCUUCAUUUUCUUGUUUUGUUAGCACUUGUCUGGACUUUCUGAAUGAAGAAGGAUUCACAGUACAAUCAAAUAGUGAUUAUUACUCUUCUAUAACUCUUAAAAUGUAUUGUACUUUGAGAACCAACGAAGCUUUUCCUUUGUGUGGAAAAUGUUUAUUUUUUAUUUUUUUAUGUUAGCUUAGCUCUUGUUAUCGUUGUAAUAGUCUGUUCGAUGUGUUGUUUACUGUAGUAUAUGAAUGGUGUGAAAUUUCUCCAAACGGGAUUGUAUACAUCACACAUGCACUAGUAGAUUUUCCCUUGACAGCAGAUAAUGCGGUGCAUGUGGUAAGCGCAUGGUAGUUGCAGUCAGAAAAUAGAAAUCCUCCACCUUUACAUUUGCACUAUACGUCUAGCCCUUCCGCACUGAGCUUGCACACUGUGUAAGCAACAGGUACCGAGUCACAAGACAAAGCAAUACAGCUGCAUAAUAGCACGUUGUUGUCUGCAGGCAAUACAGAUAAACUUAGCCAUGCAUUGAAUGUUUUACAGCAGAAUGUCACAUUUACCUGCAGAGAUAAACAUCUGUGGAGUAACAUGCGUAAA
Labeo rohita (rohu) is the source of this 6438-nucleotide messenger RNA. It is a transcript of the gene rnf157, whose product is annotated as ring finger protein 157. Gene Ontology annotation, molecular function: ubiquitin protein ligase activity. NCBI's taxonomy places the organism in Eukaryota, Metazoa, Chordata, Actinopteri, Cypriniformes, Cyprinidae. The transcript has 19 exons. Gene Ontology annotation, biological process: protein ubiquitination. The coding region runs from base 1289 to 3367 and encodes 692 amino acids. Gene Ontology annotation, cellular component: cytoplasm. The record is from RefSeq and is a predicted model, not a curated record.